CUUGGGGCCUCCCCCCCCCCCUGCCGGUCCCCGAAGCGGCGGCUGAUGACGGACACCGUAAAGCAGGAAAAAGUCGCCGCAGAGGACUUUUCGCGGCCAGAGCAUGGACCCGAACCUUGUCUCAGUACUGUCCCGCUCGCCUCAGUUCAGGAUCUGAGUCCUGGGUCCGAGGUCCGUGUCUCCCUGGACCACGUCAUCGAUGACGCGCUGGUGGUGUCUUUCCGGCUGGGGGAGAAGGUGUUCUCCGGGGUCCUGAUGGACGUUUCCAAAAGGUUUGGACCGUACGGUAUUCCCAUCACGGUGUUUCCCAGACGAGAUGAUCGGACCCGACCUCAGGUGUCUCUGCAGUCACAGCCGGUUAGCAGUGACGAUUCAUCCAGUAAACAGGAAGAGGUCAACCCCACUCCUCUUUCUCAUCCCUGGACCUCCAAACCACCACCGCUGUUUCAGGAGGGGGCACCAUACCCCCCUCCUUUGUUCAUCAGGGACACCUACAACCAGGCCUUACCUCAGCCGCCACCACGCAAGAUCAAACGGCCAAAAAGGCGCUAUCGCUGUGAGGAGCCAACCUCCAUCAUGAACGCCAUCAAGCUCCGGCCCCGCCAGGUGCUCUGUGACAAGUGUAAAGGUGUAGUGGUGUCAGGAGGGCACAGGGAGGCACGGCGGGGCCCAGUGGAUCUGAGGGGCGAGGAGGCAACUCGGCGGCGGAGACCGGCUGAGGGACCAAUCUCUUCUGAGGUCAAACGAUUGAGGAGCGACGACAAGGGUGGAAGAACUGCUGCCGAUAGACGGCCAUCAUCAGCGAUACGUGUAUCAUCAUCUUCAUCAUCUUCCUCCCGGCGUGUCCUGAGGGGCGUGGCUUCAUCUUCAUCCUCAUCCUCAUCCAGCCGCAUGCAUCUGAAGCUGAACUCUAAGAAGGUUCUGGCUCAAAGCUCUGCCAGCGAUCGCUCCAAAGCACGGCAGGUUCUCAAAAAGCUGGCAAGGACCUCGCAGCCGCCGCCACACUCUCGCCCCAAAGACCAGAACCAGGGUCAGACCCAAAACCAGGACCACACCAAGGCUGUGACCCGAGCUGCUGCCUUGCAGAACCACAACCAGAAGGUCCACUUCACCCGCCGCCUGCAGCACCUGAGUGGCGCUGGUAUCAGCCCGAUCUCACCCACACCGCUGCCGCCCAGAAUGCGCCUCAAACCCCAAAGGUAUCGUACUGAUGAUAGUCAGACGCCCUGCUCCUCCUCCUCCCCACCCAAACCAAGCACUCGCUCAUCACCUCCCAAACCAUGUCAAAGCCCUGCCCCUACACUGGAUCUCACCCUGCCCUCUCCCUCAGGCGUAGCUCUUCCCCCAACGUCCCCUUCCUCGUCUUCAGUUGGUUUUGCCAUGGAAAUGGAGUUUGCCCACCCCUCUGAGGAGGGGGGGGCGGAGCAGGGAGGGGGAGGAGGCAUGGAGCAAGUAGUGCAACAUCCUCCUCCCUCCUCCUCCUCCUCCUCCUCCUCAGAGUGCAGCUCCACAGAGACUUUUGAACUCCCCCUUCCUGGGGACCCGCCCUCCUCCUCUUUUGCUGCUUCUCCUCCCACCUCCUCCUCCUCCUUAGAACCUUGUUGCCCCCUCUCCUCCUCCCCAACUACCACCCUCAGAGCUGACAGUGAGGAGAUGCAGGCCGGUGGCGAGGAGGAUGGAGGUGAACUGAAGAGGCGUCAUAAGUCUUCCAUGUCGUCCUCCUCCUCCUCUUCAUCGUCGUCCUCCGUCUUCUCCAAGUCGGUGUCCAAGUGUUCGCUCCCCGACGGUCGGACCGUGUGCGUUGGCGACAUUGUCUGGGCCAAGAUCUAUGGCUUCCCCUGGUGGCCGGCACGUGUGCUUGGCAUCACGGUGUCUCGGCGUGGCGACACAGGGCUGGCGGUACGGCAGGAGGCGCGAGUCUCCUGGUUCGGCUCUCCGACCACCUCCUUUCUGCCACUUACCCAACUGUCGCCCUUUCUGGAAACCUUCCAGUCUCGCUUCGACAGGAAGAGGAAGGGGCCGUAUCGCCGUGCCAUCGCCGAGGCUGCUAGUGCUGCCAAACAACUGACACCGGAAGUCCGGGCGUUGCUUACACAAUUUGAGACAUAGCAUUUCCUACUGCUAACACAUCCUCACCCCUCCACCACUGCCCCACCCCUCCACACAGACUCUCUGGGAUGUAGAGGCGCUUGUCUCCCCGACCCCUGCCCCAGACUGAUAGCCGCCUGUCUCUCAGAGACUGAUGCAGGCAUACGGACGAUGUUUGUUUCCUUUUCUCUUCUUCCUGGUUGACAGGAGGAGGCGGAGCUUCUGGGUUACCUACCAGUGUUCAGGAGAGCAGGGGUGGGACUUAAGUGUUCUUCCCCUCUCCUCAGAGUGUCAGGUGUCCGUCAGCGGCAGCGUUUCCACUCGCCGUCACGCCAUCUUUGGUUUGUCAGAGGGGAGUCUUAGAAACUGGAAAAAAUAAGUUCAGCUGAAUGAUUGGCUGACAGACCAAGCUACAUCAUGAUUAUGUCGCUCAUUUGCAUCAAUAAUCAUAAAUCAACAAACAAUCAGUCAUGUAAAAACAAAACACUAAUUAAGAUCCAAAUGCUGGUAGUGCUAACAGUUGUACUGGAUACACACAGUUGAUUGAUCAAAAUGUCAGACACUUGUUUUUCUCAUUUCUGAUUCAGAGAUUGUUCUCAUAAAAAUUAUAAUGCUACGAUGUGAAAACCUCAACUGGUUCGGUCUGACAUUUUUGUCAUUCUGGUGGCGGGAUGUAAAACGCUGACAUGCCGACGUGUCACUUCCUGUUUGGGUUUCUCGAGUUCUGCUGAGGAGAUUCAGACUGAAAACUUUUAUUUUCUUUUUGAAGAAGCUUUGUCUCUGUUCUUUAAAAGUCCCAACAGACAAAAAGAUAAAACUGUGAAACUGUUGUUCAAACUGAGGCUGGAGGUCCCAGGUGAGGUCUAGAGGUGAGUUAGAUUGGUAGGACUGUUUUUUGUUUUGUCAGGUGAUCUGGCCCUUUAAACUGUUUGAUAGAAAUAUAUUAGGCAUACAACAGCUGUGAUAACACCUCUUCUCUGAGGUCCCAGUUUCCUCAUUUUCAUUGUUUAGAAAUAAUUCUGCUGCUGUCUCACUGUUAUUUUUAGACUUAAUUUGAAACUCUGAUGUUUUAUGGGGACGUUGUUGCUGACGUCUCACUCGUUCUGUGUUUGAGACCCGAACCUCAGUUUGCCAACAGACAGACGGACAGGUAGGCCGCACUGACUAGACAGGACAGCUGCUCUGCUCUCUCUGAUGAUGAAGGUGGAUUUUCCCUCUCUGCUGUUUGUAGUUUCAACUGUCACUCUUUUUACCGUCUGUUUGCAGAUCAGAGAUUCUGAACUAAAAGCUGUUUGGAAAAAAUAACGGAAACUCGGGCAAAAAAAAAAAAAAACGAAAGGAGAAUCCGCCUGAGAGUUGACAUGUGUACAUGUUUUUUUUUUCUGAUGUUUUAAAUCUAUUAAUAAACUGUCAAAACUU
Molecule: messenger RNA, 3507 nt
Organism: Monopterus albus (swamp eel)
Lineage: Eukaryota; Metazoa; Chordata; Actinopteri; Synbranchiformes; Synbranchidae
Gene: pwwp2a
Product: PWWP domain containing 2A
Exons: 2
Coding region: 46-2109 (687 amino acids)
Cellular component (GO): nucleus; chromocenter
Molecular function (GO): chromatin binding
Source: RefSeq, a predicted model, not a curated record